CCACCCGCCCCUCUCCCCGCCCCCAAGGCGCUCCGAACUCACUGGUGAGCGCGGCGGAACGGGCGCUGGAUGCGGGGGCAGCCGCGAUGGCCCCGCGCGUGGGACAGCCGGAGCACAGGUGCCCGCUGCUGCCUGGGCUGCUGCUCGUGGCCGCGGCGCUGAGCCGGCCCGCCGCACCCUGUCCCUUCCAGUGCUACUGCUUUGGCGGCCCCAAGCUGCUGUUGCGCUGCGCGUCCGGCGCGGAGCUCCGGCAGCCGCCGCGGGAUGUGCCGCCGGACGCGCGCAACCUCACCAUAGUGGGCGCCAACCUGACGGUGCUGCGCGCGGCCGCCUUCGCCGGCGGGGACGCGGACGGGGAGGAGGCGGCGGCGGGCGGCGUGCGCCUGCCUCUCCUGACGGCGCUGCGCCUCACGCACAACAGCAUCGAGGUUGUGGAGGACGGCGCAUUCGACGGGCUGCCCAGUCUGGCGGCGCUCGACCUGAGCCACAACCCACUGCGAGCCCUGGGCGUCGGCGCCUUCCGCGGGCUGCCCGGGCUGCGCUCGCUGCAGCUCAACCAUGCGCUGGCGCGGGGCGGCCCCGCGCUGCUGGCCUCGCUGGACGCUGCGCUCGCCCCGCUGGACGAGCUGCGCCUCCUCGGCCUGGCGGGCAAUGCACUGAACCGCCUGCCGCCCGCCGCGCUGCGCCGGCCGCGCCUCGAGCAGCUGGACGCGAGCCUCAACUCUCUUACCGGCCUGGGCCCCGACGAGCUGCACGCGCUAGAGCGCGAUGGCGGCCUUCCCGCGCCGCGCCUGCUGCUCGCGGACAAUCCCCUGCGCUGCGGCUGCGCCGCGCGCCCCCUGCUGGCCUGGCUGCGCAACGCCACGGAGCGCGUACCCGACGCCCGGCGCCUGCGCUGCGCCGCCCCGCGGGCGCUGCACGAUCGGCCUUUCCUGGAACUGGACGAGGCGCGGCUGCGCUGCGCCGACGGCGACACCGACGGUCGCGGGGAAGAAGUAGAACUCGCCAGUCCGGAGCUGGAAGCCUCCUACGUCUUCUUUGGGCUGGUUCUGGCUCUCAUCGGCCUCAUUUUCCUAAUGGUGCUCUACCUAAACCGCCGCGGCAUCCAGCGCUGGAUGCGCAACUUGCGCGAGGCCUGCCGGGACCAGAUGGAGGGCUACCACUACCGCUACGAGCAGGACGCCGACCCGCGCCGCGCUUCCGCCCCGGCCGUCCCAACAGGCUCUCGCGCCACUUCUCCGGGCUCUGGCCUCUGAACUUCUCCUAUUGAGACUUGGGGGCUGCCCCUGCCAGCUGACGACCUUACUGGGGCAGCCUGCCCCAAAGCCAUGGUUGUCAGAUACCCGCGAGCUUGGGGCUUUGAGAUCUGCCCCUGACCGACCUGAGACCUUUGGAUUAUGGCAUCUCGCCCACCCGGAGGCCCCAAGCUGUAUUCCCUCUCCCCCAGCCUCUGAGACCUGUCACCAUCAAAGACGCAGACACCCUCUUCUGAUUCCAGAAAUUCCAUCCACCCAUCCCAGGCUCUGACAUCCCUCCUGAACCACCCAAAGCGCCUCUCCUUUUCAGGACUCACCCAGAGACCCUGUCCUUCAAUCCCCAAACCCUGAGACUGCUUCCCCACCCUGUGCUUUAAGCCCAGACCUCUCAAGACUGAACAUCCCCUAGACUACACUCCAGCUUAGAGCCCUCAGCUCCCUUCCAGAGCUCAGGGACCCUCACAUCCCAUUCUGGUCUCAGAAGCAGAGCAUCCCCACCAGAAGGUUUUUGUGGAGUUUGAGCCUUUUUUUUCUCAUCCCAGAGCUCUACCCUCUAUCCUGCGUAGAGAUCUGUAUCCCGGAGCUCUGAGGGUUGGGCACCCUCCCCCAAUCUGAGGAUGUAUUUCAUACCUCCUACCACCCCAGCUUUGGCCCAGGCCCCUUUCUUCCUUGGCCCAGGCUUGAGGCUCAGUUCCUGUCUCUCCCAUCCCAGGAACAGGCACACCCCGUUAUAGCCUUAGUGUCUGGCCGAUCCUCAGCCUUUCCCACUUUUGGCUCUGAGCCCCCAAUACUCAAUUCUUGUCUCCAAUCUCAAACUCUCACCUCUUUGCUUGGAUCUGAGUUUCAUCCCCUACCCAAGUCUUAGGCUCUCAAUUCCCCCCACACCUAUUGCUUGCACUCAGUACCCACGCCUACCACUCCCUGUGUCUGGGUCCAGUGAGGAAUCCAUCCCUGUGAUAUGCCCAUCCCCCUUUCCUCCUAGGAUGAGCUCUCCAGCCCUGCAAAACAGGCGCAGGUGCCAAGCACCCCCUCCAACCAUAUCAGCAGAUCCCCAUGGGGAUCCUGGAGGAGAGAGUCCUGAGGGUGCAAAGUAGAUGGUCUGGCCUCAGAACCAGGGUCACCUGACCAUCUUGCUGAAGAGAAGGGUAGGGGAGGUCACCCCCACGGGCUGGGAGCUGCUGCCCACAUGCUCUUUCCACCCAUGUGACUCUUCUCCCCUGGGGAGUCCUUGCUGCCACCCCCCCCCAACCCUGCCCCUGAAUGCCUUCUGGAAGAGGAAGGAGGUCUCUUCUGUCUCAGGCACAACCUCUCCUGUCCAGGGUCAGAGCCUCAGCGCCCUGCCUUCUGCAUGAUCCCAAAGCACAAUCGGUGAGUGGGGAGGGGGCUGCCUCUCCCUGACUCCCACCCCCUAGGUCAGGCAGAAUGGCUGGCCUGUGCUGUCUCUGCACACAGGAAGUCACCCUCCUUCAACAUACUGGCUUGAGGUCUGCAUUCCCACCUCAACCUGAGAAAUCUGGAUCUCCCCUGGGCAGUUUUCUAUAAAGUCUGCAAUAAUAUCAGAUACUCUGCUCUUUUAAGUGGUGCUAUGUCAUGGAAGUGUUGACCUUGGGUUGUUGAAGGGGG
Camelus dromedarius (Arabian camel) is the source of this 2879-nucleotide messenger RNA. RefSeq names its product trophoblast glycoprotein like (gene TPBGL). The transcript has a single exon. The coding region runs from base 87 to 1256 and encodes 389 amino acids. Gene Ontology annotation, cellular component: plasma membrane. Gene Ontology annotation, biological process: negative regulation of canonical Wnt signaling pathway. Gene Ontology annotation, molecular function: protein binding. The record is from RefSeq and is a predicted model, not a curated record. NCBI's taxonomy places the organism in Eukaryota, Metazoa, Chordata, Mammalia, Artiodactyla, Camelidae.